Lactuca virosa is the source of this 2211-nucleotide messenger RNA. NCBI's taxonomy places the organism in Eukaryota, Viridiplantae, Streptophyta, Magnoliopsida, Asterales, Asteraceae. The record is from the annotation of a GenBank genome assembly.
GCUUCUAAGCAUGGAUAUUGAUGAGAUUCUUGAAAGAGCAGAGAAGGUUGAACAGAAAGGUGCUGAAGACGAAGCAGGACAUGAGUUACUCAGUGCAUUUAAGGUUGCAAAUUUCUGCUCUGCUGAAGAUGAUGGAAGCUUUUGGAGUCGCUGGAUAAAACCUGAUGCCAUCUCACAGGCUGAGGAAGCCUUAGCUCCUCGAGCUGCAAGGAACAGCAAGAGUUAUGCAGAGUCAAUCCCAUCUGAGAGAAAUAAUAACAAAAGGAAAAAGAAAGGUGUUGAAUUACAACUACAAGAGAGAGGAAUAAAACGCAGAAAAGCUGCUGCAGCUGCUGAUUAUUCUAGUUAUCAACCACCAGCACUUGAAGGAGCUUCUGCUCAAGUCAGAGGCUGGUCUUAUGGGACCUUACCAAAGAGAGAUGCUACACGUUUUUUUCGUGCAGUGAAAAAGUUUGGAAACGAUAACCAAAUGAGAUUGAUAGCUGCAGAGGUUGGUGGAUCUGUUGAAGCUGCUCCUGUAGAUGCACAGGUUGAGCUUUUUGAUGCUUUAUUAGAUGGUUGCAGAGAAGCAGUUAAAGGAGGAGGAACUAUGGACCCAAAGGGGCCAUUGUUGGAUUUUUUUGGUGUUCCUGUGAAGGCUGAUGAUGUAUUGAGCCGAGUGGAAGAACUUCAACUCCUUGCAAAACGAGUAAACCGAUAUAAUGAUCCUAUCUCACAGUUCCAGGCUUUGAUGUACCUCAAACCUGCAACUUGGUCUAAAGGUUGUGGCUGGAACCAGAAGGAUGAUGCAAGACUGCUACUAGGGAUCCACUAUCAUGGAUUUGGGAACUGGGAAAAGAUACGAAUGGAUGAAAAGCUUGGCCUUUUGAAGAAGAUUGCUCCUGUGGAACUUCAACACCAUGAAACUUUCCUACCACGCGCACCUCAAUUAAAAGAAAGAGCUUCUCAACUUCUUCAAAUGGAACUUGUGGCUGUUGGUGGGAAGCCCAAAGGGGGACGAAAGGCCACUAAAAAGCAAAAAGAUCAAUUUCCAAUAACCAACCCAACUUCUCACACUAGAGCCAAACAGUGGAAACCAGGAGAAACAAAACUCCCAAAAAAUAAAAUCAAAAUGAAAGGUGGCAAGAAAAACGAGCCCUUGGUUAAAGAGGAAGGUGAGAUGUCAGACACGGAAGAAGUGUAUGAACAGUUCAAACAAGUUAAAUGGAUGGAAUGGUGUGAAGAUGUCUUGACUAAAGAGAAAAAGACACUCGAGCGCCUUCAUCGCCUUCAAACCACCAGUGCAGAUCUUCCCAAGGAAAAGGUUCUUUCGAGAAUUAGAAAUUAUUUGCAGCUUCUCGGGCGAAGAAUUGAUCAAAUUGUUAUCGACCAUGAGGAGGAUCUGUAUAAACAAGAAAAGAUGACAACACGUCUAUGGAACUACGUGUCAACCUUCUCAAAUCUAUCGGGUGCCAAACUUCAACAAAUCUAUUCCAAACUCAAACAAGAAAAAGGCUUGGCAGCUGGAGUAGGAGUGGGCCCUUCCCAAAUCAACAGAGGAGGAGGUUUCAGAAAUAACAACCAAUCAUCAUCCACAUUAGUCCACAAAGGAGGCCUCGACGCUGCAAAAUUCGAAGCAUGGAAAAGAAGAAGACGGGCCGAAUCCGACCCAAACACCCACACCCACACCCAUUUCCAAAGACCCUUUGCUAAUGGGAUCGGGACCCGUUUACCCGACCCAAGUAUUGGAAUCCUCGGGGCAUCCCCAUCUGAUACCCGACCCGCUUUCGGUCAAAGACAAGGAGGCUUCACGUGAGUUAUAUAUAUAUAUAUUUUACAAUUUACACCUGUUUUCUUUUACAUAUCAGAAAAUUCCUAUUAUUAUUGGUCUCACCCUACCCUGGUUGCAAACCUUUUUAUGCUUCUUUUUGGCUCGUGGAAACACAUAUUAUUUUCUGAAGCCAAAAGAUGGUGGUGGUGGUGGUGGUUAACAAAGGGUAAAUGGAAUGAUGCAAGUGCAACCAUAAAGUUUUUGGUAUUUUUUUUUAUUUUUGGCGUAAAAAUGUAGGCACUUGGUUCGGAUCUCUCUUUCUCUUAUAUAUAGUGGGUAGUUCACGCUUAACGGAUUUGGUAGCUCCAUUUUGAGAUAUAUAGAAAACAGUUUUAUGUAUCUCUGAAAUUGUAUACUAUCACGUUUUUGGUUAACCAAUUAUCAGUCUCUUUUUGAUGUUA